GUAUAUUGUGUCCAUGUACUAUAAGUUUAUCUGUAAAUACCUUUUCCUCUUUAUGGUGUUCUCUCUUUGCUUGCCGAUCAUAGCUUCCUCCUAGUUUCUCCUUUCUCAAGUUUUCUUAUAUUCUCUCAUACAUGUCUUCCGCGUCCCCUCUCUCUCCCAUCCCAAGAAAUCUUUGAUUCUAUGAUUCUCCUUUUUGUCUUCCCAUCUUUGUAUAAAUAUUAUAUAUCUACACCUGAGAAGGAACUUCUUCGCAACCAUUCUAUCUUUCCUCUUACCAAAAUUCCCAAGACUACCUGACAAGUUUUUUUUCUCUCAAGAUCAUCAACAACAACAAGGACACACAUAAAGAAAUGGCUCACCGUGUAGCUCAUGGGUGUUUUCAGAUCAUGCUUCUAUGUCUUCUUAUCACUUCACCUCUAAAUGUUAUAGCACAGGGUGUUAUACCAGUUGUUAAUCCUACAUCUCCUGGUGGUGAUACCACCACACCAACCAUUACCCAAUCAUCACCACCUUCCUCAACGUUCCCAGGUCCAAUCACAAACCCAAACCCACCAACCGGUGGCUAUCCACCACUCGAUGGUACAACACCAACCGGUGGUGGCUAUCCACCACUCGAUGGUACCACACCUACCGGUGGAGGCUAUCCACCACUUGAUGGUACUACACCAACAGGUGGUGGUGCACCCGGUGGAGGCGGAGGAGGAGGUGGUGACACUGGUCCAGGUGCUGGUGGUGGUGCACCUGGUGGAGGCGGAGGUGGUGGUGAUGGCGGUGGUGACACUGGUGCAGGAGGUGGUGGUGGUGGUGGCAGUGGCCAGUGGUGUAUAGCGAAAGCAAAUGCUUCACCAACAUCAUUACAGGUGGCUUUGGAUUAUGCUUGUGGGUAUGGAGGAGCUGAUUGUGGCCAGAUCCAACAAGGUGCAAGCUGUUACGAGCCAAACACUAUACGUGAUCAUGCUUCCUUUGCUUUCAAUAGUUAUUACCAGAAACAUCCUGGUUCAGACAGCUGCAGUUUUGGAGGGGCUGCACAACUUACCAGCACAGAUCCAGGUAAAGGAAGCUGUCGCUUCUCAGCAUCAUCAGGAACAGUCAGCACAAGCCCGCCAAGUCAACCGAGUCCACCAGAUUUUAAUUCACCACCUUCUACUUCUACAUUCCCACCGCCAAUAACAACUCCACCUACAGGCAUACCUGGUUCUGGACCACCCUUCGGCGUGGCAGAGCCAACAGGGCUUCCGAGUUCAGCAACUCAUGCGUCACAUAGCUACAUCUCAAUAUUUACAGCAGUUGGGAUACUAGUGCCACUCCUCAGGCAAUAUAAUCUUUAAACGGACAAAAAGGUCUCAGGGUUUCAAUCAUUCUCUGCAAAAUUACGAAGCACUUUUCUAAUAUAUACACCAUCACGAGAGUAUGGAGUUCAAGAAAGCAGCCAUGAUCAGCCAGAAGAUUUUUUAGUCCAAGACCUUUACUCUCAUCAUCUCUUCUCUUGCUAGUUCAUAAAUAUAUUUAUUUAAUUUAGUAGGAGAUAUUACACAAUCAAAAGGGCUUUAGAUUAUUAUAAACAUUCUUGUAGACACGUUAAGCGUAAUGUAUCUCUCCACAGUUUUUCAGAGAAUAAAAAAAUACCUAGGGAGCUGAUAAUAAUGACGAAAAUGUAUGAAAGCUACUUCAAGUCAAACCCUGAUCAAACGCUUUCUGCAAGUUGCCUGCUCGUGAGAAAUGCUGUAAAGUAAAAAAAAAACAAGAUAUUGCCAACGAAGUGAGACCCCCUUCUUACUUCCCUCUGUACACAUAGAUGGAACCAAUGAGUCUCGACUAAAGAAAAGAAAACCCUCAUCUCAAAAUCAUUACAUUCUCUAAAACUCUGACCGCUCAUAACUUAUACGAGGUCACAAUCGCCAAGAGCAAUGCAAUAAAUGGCAAUUCAAGUUCACCUAUACAAAAAAAUCAUCCCGGAAAGAGUAACUACUAGCACUAUCAAAAAAAAAAAAAAAAGUCUAUGACACAACAAA
This is a messenger RNA of Raphanus sativus (radish), 2012 nucleotides long. RefSeq lists its product as uncharacterized. The record is from RefSeq and is a predicted model, not a curated record. The coding region runs from base 351 to 1328 and encodes 325 amino acids. The transcript is spliced from 4 exons. NCBI's taxonomy places the organism in Eukaryota, Viridiplantae, Streptophyta, Magnoliopsida, Brassicales, Brassicaceae.